AGCUAUUCUUCUCCACACCUUGCACUUACAUCUUUCGCAUCAAAAAGUACGACCCACGGAUACAGAACAUGGCGAUCGAUAAAAUUAUUACCGACCCAAGGCUUUGCGCAGUCUUGCAGAUUUCAGACCAGGCACGCGACCAGGCUGGCGCACUCCUUAGUCUGGGUGAACAAUCAUGCAGCGAAGGACCUCCAUCAGCAGAAGCGCAAGCUGAAAUCGCCAAGCAGCAAAAACUCCUUUUCACAACCAUGGCGCAUCUGAAAGGACUGCACCGAAACGUCUGUUUCUCCGCCCGUGAGACCAAGUCCCAGACUGCCGAGUCGCGUCAAGAAGUCGACCGCCUGCAUCUCCAGCUUCAGAAUCUGUAUUACGAACAACGACACCUCCAAGGAGAGAUUACCGCAUGCGAAUCAUACGACCACAAAUACCAACAAUUGCCUCUUAUCCCUGUCGAGGAAUUCCUUGCCCAACACCCCGAACACGAGAAUGACGACGAGAAUACAUUGAUGGUUGCGCGCAUAGAUCACGAACGGUCUGAGCGUGAAGCUCUGGAGCAACAGCGACAGGAGCUGCUUAAGCGAAAGCAGAAGCUGAUUGCGGACAACAAAAGAAGGAAGGAUGACCUUGCCAACUUGGAUAAUGAUUUGGAAAAAUUCAUUGAUGCUGCCAAACCGAUUCAGAAGCUGUUUGAAAAGGCGCCCUAAACAGCGACUUUCUUGGAGGACAUGCAGAACUACCUUAUGGUGGUUUUCGCCGAGUAUACGCUUCUGAGCCAGUCUUGAGCUGACAUCACGACGUUAGGGGAAACGCGUGAGUGUUGGAUAUUGAAGCUCAGGUUGCAAACUUAAUCGAAAUCACCUGCAGAAUUACAGGCUGGCAUAAGGCGUUUAUGGAACUGAACGAAACCGCAAGGGAAGGCUUUACCACGAAGGGUAACGUUAUAAGACUUCCUAAACAUAAGACACCCAUUAAAAGAGAAGUCGGCAAAAAUCGGCAAGUAUUCCCAUCGAAUCUCGACCUGCGUUAGUCCGAGGGUUCUGCUUUUCGCGAAAAGGGCUACUGGGCAGUUGGCAUGCUUUGAUCUUUUAUGGGAACCCUUGGUCUUUCAGUUACAGGUUCAAGCGAAGACUGUUUUCAGUAUCCAAGUGUGAUAUGGCCGCCCUGACCUGCGUUUGCUACAAGCGCGACAUAUGUCUCAGAAUUGAUAGCCAACUUGAUUAGAACAACAAAAACAACAGCACCACGACUGCGAUUUUGAUCCUACACCGAUACAGAACUUAAUGUUCAUUUUCCGUUCAUACCACAAGCAAACUAUGCCCUAUGUCUCAUCUCAGUUGAGUAGGAGCCCAGGGAACAAGACACCUCGGACGUCAAAUUUUUUGUCAUUUAGGAUAGAGGUCUAAGCUAGCUUCUGGCUAUCCGAAAAUUCACAUGGGUGGGCUUCCGAAAAUGCAAGGGAUCCAAUCACUUAACCCCGUGGGCCAAUGAUGGUCAUGCACAACCACGUCGACUAACAAGUUCGUCGAAUUGGAUGCCUGCUACAACCAAUAGAUCACAAACCGCUCGGGUAGAUCUUCAAACCACAAUCACCAGCCGUGGUCGAACUCCUACCCGUGACCGGACUUCGACCCAUAGGUAUCUGGCGGGAUCCUCAACCACUGGUAACGGCGCGUGUUGGGGUUACGGCUUGCGAUUGACACGGGUUUCUCAGGCUAUCAUUCAAGACCAAGGAAAUGUCACAAUGGUCACACAACCACUAGAAAGUUGAGCGAGCCUCGUGGACACAGCCUCGAGCCAGUCAAAAUUGCCGCAUAUCAACGUUGUCGGACAGGCAUCAACCAAAGGGCGAAGCGUCUUGCAUCUAGCCCGUCACUCUUCAUCUCAGUUUCCAUUGAGACCUUGAGCAAGCAACAAUCGAUGCCCAAGCCGAUCAGUGGUCUUCGAUGUAGAACUGACACAGUACGUGGUUUCUGAGACAAAUCGAGGGUGCCAAAUCUUGUCAUGGGGUAUACAUAUCGCCAUGACACCGACCAAGAGCAACUAGACCUUACGACGGUCAACUUUGGGUUGGUGAGAAGCAGCAGGACUCUCAUCUGACCACAGUGACCUGAGCCCUUGCGUGCAGGUCAGGUUUUGAUUCGUGUCAACAGAGUCUUUGGAUUUCGGGCAGAGCAUUGCCAUGAAACCGCAUAGAGAUGAAUGAACAAGUACAUGGAUUAGAGACGAGAACUUGCCAGGGGCUCUGGAUCCAGAAGUGUCACACUUUCUAAAUAAUGUCAUUUCUGAUCCCAGUGCUUGCUCCGUGUUAACGUCAAGUACCUGGGUUUGAGAUGUUGAAGUCGGUCAUUGAGCUUCAUGGGUGGCUUGAAUCAUAUGAGUCUACAUGGUCGAAAACGACUGAGUGCAAUACAUCUCAGCACCGAAGAUAUCUCUGGCUUGGAGCCUUUGAGGUCCAUGACUUCUGUAUCUGCAUCACGGUGAUUGGGAACAGGAAGUAUGGUAUCUUCAUUAUGUCAUGGGCAUUUGUUCGCUUGUGAGUGGCUAAAGAUAAUCCUGAGCCAAAGUCUAGGGUCCGAUUUGGAUCCACUUGCCAUGAUUCAUUAAUGCUUAGCAGAAGUAUAGUUAAUGGGCUUGUUUGCUAAGUCUCAUUAGCUUAGUAUUGGACUAAAGCAACCACGUUGAC
Messenger RNA from Fusarium odoratissimum NRRL 54006, 2683 nucleotides. RefSeq lists its product as uncharacterized. The coding region runs from base 69 to 704 and encodes 211 amino acids. Lineage: Eukaryota; Fungi; Ascomycota; Sordariomycetes; Hypocreales; Nectriaceae. Gene Ontology annotation, cellular component: THO complex part of transcription export complex. The transcript is spliced from 4 exons. Gene Ontology annotation, biological process: mRNA export from nucleus; positive regulation of DNA-templated transcription, elongation. Gene Ontology annotation, molecular function: mRNA binding. The record is from RefSeq and is a predicted model, not a curated record.